This is a messenger RNA of Seminavis robusta, 2071 nucleotides long. The record is from the annotation of a GenBank genome assembly. NCBI's taxonomy places the organism in Eukaryota, Bacillariophyta, Bacillariophyceae, Naviculales, Naviculaceae.
ACGUAUUUUGGCCAAUUAGGGCAGUUCCGUGAAAACAUAAUAUUUUGGAGCUGUGCUCUCUCAAAAGGGUUUUUGGGCUUCUGUGCGUCCUUAAAUCAAAGAUGGAUCUUUGCGGCCCAAACAAUCCUUUGCCUCGUCGUCGCGGCACAACAGCCACAACACAAACCAACGCGAAACAAAGCACAAAAGCACGUCAAGAGAUAGACUCAACUUGUUUAGAUUGCUUAGCUAGCUAGUUGCAAGAAAGAGAACAGGAAAGCAAGAUGUCGGACGAAGAGGAUUACGAAUACGAAUACGACGAUGACGAUGAGGAAAUGCAAGAUGAUCAGUUUGAGUACACGGACGACGAAGAAGAAGCAGACGAUGCGGAAGUGGCCCUGGAGAAUGCGUAUUACAACAGCAAGGGUCUGCGCGAAACCAACGUGGACGAAGCAGCCGACUCGUUUGAGCAAGUGAUUGUGCAGGAGCAGGAAGAAUUGCAAAAGAACAAUUCCAACAAGAAAUACGGCAAUUGGUCCUACAAGGCCAUCAAGCAGUUGGUCAAAUUGCAUCUCCGCGGCGGAAAACAUGAGCAAAUGAUGAAACAGUACGACCGACUCCUCGAGUGCAUUGCCGAAGGAGAUGUCAGUCCCAGUGCCGUAGAAAAGGGAAUCAAUGGCAUGCUCGAUCGAGUCUCUUCCUUGUAUCAAGGACAAGGAUCCCAACAACAACAACAACAACAACAGCAACAAUCCUCGUCGUCGGCGUCGGAAAAUAAUGACACCAAUCCACAGAAAAUGGCAUUGGCCGUGUAUGACGCGACCCUCAAAGUCUUUCAUCCCCAGUCGGGUGCGUGUCCCAAUGAACGACUCUGGUUCAAAACAAAUCUCAAAUAUGGACAGCUCUUGUACGAAAUGAACGAGACACCCAAACUCCAACAUGUCCUCAAGGAUCUCAUGUCCAUUCGCAAAGACUGUGGCAGUGGAACGUCCACACAAUCCAUGGAAAUCUAUGCCCUCCAAAUUCAGCUCUAUUCACGUCAAAAAGACAAUAAAAAAUUACGAGAAGUAUUCAACAAAGCCAUGGCGGUUCGAGGCGGUAUUCCGCAUCCGCGAACACUCGCCAUGAUUCAAGAAUUGGGAGGCAAAAUGCACAUGGCGGCACGCGAGUACGAAGCGGCGGGCAAGACGUUCUUUCAGGCAUUCAAAAGCUACGACGAAGCCGGCGAUCCCAGUCGAUUGCGAUGUCUCAAGUAUCUCGUAUUGGCCAGUAUGCUACACGCAAGCUCCAUUAAUCCAUUUGAUUCCCAAGAAGCACGGCCGUACCGAGAUGAUCCCGAAAUUGUUGCCAUGACCAACUUGGUACAGGCAUUUCAUGCCAAUGAAAUUCAGACUUUUGAACGCAUUUUGCGACAGAAUCAAGGACGCAUCAUGGAAGAUGAGUUUGUACGAGAGCACGUGGAGGAUUUGUUGCGGACCAUUCGGACACAAGUAUUGCGUCGUGUCAUUCGACCCUACACUCGCAUCUCCUUGGCCGCCAUUGCCUCGGAACUCAAUGAUAUUCCAGUGGCCGAUGUAGAGAGCUUGUUGGUGGGACUCAUCUUGGAUGGAUCUCUCGAUGGAAAGAUUGACCAGGUCACGGGAGUCCUCUUGAAAAAGGGAGAACGUGGGACUGGCAAACAACAGCAACAACAAAAAGCGCAAGUUGCAGCCAAUACAGAAAAGAGCCUGGAGGAACAAAAGGUGGAAGCCAUGAACAGUCUGAUUCAAACGCUGGAUGAAUUGGCGUCAUCUCUCACCAAUGCUCGCAUCAAGGAAGGUCCGCAGAUGCGUGGCGUGGUGCAUUGAAAACAGCAGCAGCGAUGCGAUGCAAACCGACCACGACAAUACACAAUUUUGCCCGAGAAUGCUCGUGGCUUGAUCACUCAUCUAUCUGAGCUGUUGUGGCCUUUUCCGGUCCAGCUGCAUCAUGCGCCGCAUCCUUGGAUCACCACCUGUCAAGGGGCAGUAAAAACAUGCGUAAAAUAAAGAAGGAAAUGUUCAUGAAUAGACUUUCUUUUGGUUUGAAUCGCGCCCUCUCGAUACUGGCACCU